This is a messenger RNA of Mya arenaria, 2367 nucleotides long. Its product is annotated as neuronal calcium sensor 2-like. The transcript has 5 exons. Gene Ontology annotation, molecular function: calcium ion binding. Bases 548 to 1132 code for a protein of 194 amino acids. The record is from RefSeq and is a predicted model, not a curated record. NCBI's taxonomy places the organism in Eukaryota, Metazoa, Mollusca, Bivalvia, Myida, Myidae.
UGGUGGUGGCAUUGGCAAUAGUUGUAGAAGUGCCGGAAUUCCCAUACUCUAGUGGAGUAUAUACAAGAGUUGCCCUGGCUGGAACUUACGCUGGUCCUUGGGACUAUUGCAGUACACUGUAGUUGUAGUUUGAAUGUGACGAAGGAACUUCGCUGCAGAAUUUCAUUUGGCCAGAAGUGGUUUUGAACCUCACAGCUACUUUGUGGCUUUCUUAUAAUAGGGUGAUUCAGACUUGAAAAAUUGAAGGUAUCAAGGAUAUAGUGUUUUUUUUUAAAGUUCCGAACCUGUGAGUAAGAAAGUGAAUAUUUACGUUAGUAACGCUCAUUUUGUCUGGAAAAUUUCUGAAAACAAAUUCCAAGUUGGACAUAGAUCUACUGACAAAGAUUGGUGUUGAAUCCUGUUUUCUGUGUUGGAAAAAGAGGUCUGGGGACAGUGACAAGUGCUGUUGAUGAGUAUCUCAAGCUGGACAGAGUUGUGACAUUACAUCCGUUGUAGUUUAGAUCCAUAAUUAGACCACUUAGCUUUAUCCAUUCCAUUGUACAUCGCCAUGGGUAACAAGUCGUCCAAGAAGAGGCUUCCAAAGGAGGACUUGGAUUUUCUCACACAGAAUACAAAGUUCUCAAAGAAUGAAAUCAAGGACUGGUAUAGGGGCUUCAUGCGGGACUGCCCCGAUGGUCUGCUAUCGAAGGCCAAAUUCCUCGAGGUAUACUCAACGUUCUUUCCCGCGGGUAACCCGGACCAAUUCUGUGAACAUGUGUUCAGAUCGUUCGACAAAGACAAUAGUGGUAAAAUAGACUUUAAAGAAUUUCUUCUUGCUAUAAACAUCACAUCGGGAGGGAACCCAUCGCAGAAACUCAACUGGGCAUUCGCGAUGUACGAUAUCGAUGGGAACGGAACGAUUGAGAAGAAUGAAAUGGUGGAAAUCAUUAAAGCCAUCUACUCUAUGCUGGGAAAUGCCUUGACAAGCAAUGACACAGACACACCAGAGGAACGAACGCACAAAAUAUUCGCGAAGAUGGACGUAAACAAUGAUGGUGUCUUAACGCGCUCUGAAUUUGUAGACGGUUGUAUGAAAGAUCAGUUCUUGUAUCAGAUGUUAACUGCAGAUGCAGGUGGAUGCAACCAGGAGUAAUGCAUUCAUUUUGACACCCCACAAUUCACAUCCAUAAGUUUUUCAAAAUUUUGAAAAUACAUUUUACAUUUUGUUCAAAGACUUCCAUUUUUCACAUUUAUUCUUCAAAUUGAAAAUGUUUGUUAUGAUAAUUAUGAGCCUUUUUUAUAACUAUGAUUUAUUAUCAAUAAUCAUGUGUGAUUACUUGACAUAGAUGGAAAAUGAGAGAUAAUUUUUGAAAUAAUAAAAAUCUAAAACUUGAUCAUGGGAAAUCGUGAACAUUUGAAAGUUUUUGUUUUUGUGAAGGAAAUUGGUUAAUCUCUCAAAUAGUAGAAGAUGGACUUUGUUAAAUAAGUAUCAUGUUUGGUAAUCAUUUGUAUUGUUUUAAUUGAAUACAUUCCUGAAUUAUUUGUAAUUAUUAUUAUAUUAAGGCAUUUAGGUCUCAAGAAAUUAAGCACAAAAGAAACAUACUUAAAUAAUAAUAAUAUUAAUAAUAAUAAUGAUAAUGAUAAUAUGAAAUCUGUUGGAAAGGGAUAUAGUUCAAAAGGAAAUUCACAAUAAUGAAUCGAUUUAGUUUUUAGAUAUUUUUAAAUGAAUGUUUCAAGCAGUGCUUGCAUUUUUGAUGCCAAGUUUUGGGUAUAUAUACAUGUUACUGUGAGGCCCAAAUUUCUAGAAAGAUUUUAAUAAUUUACAAGCUUAAGUAGCUUAAUAAAUUAAGACUAAUUUCUUACUUAUUCUUGAUUUUAUUGCAUAAAGAUUAGUUGAUCGGGAUUAUUGUAAAGAAAACUUUCUUUUAAAAUAAAAAUCUUAAGAAUGUGAAAAUAACACAAAAUUAUACCAAAACAAAAAAGUGUGCUUAGCUAAAUCCAUUUAUAAGGGAUUUAAGACAUAUCGAGAAAUUUGGGCCAGAUAUGAAGCACUAAGUGGUAUUAAUUAAAAUCUGUAUUGUCGUUUACAAUUUUGUAUUGAAAUAGCUUCUGAACUUAUUAUAAUAUGUAGAUGGCAAGUUUUGUUUUAUUGUCUUAAGCUUUGAUCUUUAAAAUGAUAAUUGGCCUUCUAUGAUCAAUACAAUUGACAAAUAUAUUGUCAAUAUAGGGCACAUUGACAAUAAUAUUAUUCGUGAGUGAGCAAUGGAGGACUUGGAUCAAAUUAUUUUGACAAAAUCAGAGAGCGCAAAUAUUUAUUGGCAAGUUUUCAAUAAUAUAAGUAUAUCAUAUUUUGUAGAAUGGUUGUCGUAGUACAAAUGAAAAAAAUAA